Molecule: messenger RNA, 4276 nt
Organism: Hemibagrus wyckioides
Lineage: Eukaryota; Metazoa; Chordata; Actinopteri; Siluriformes; Bagridae
Product: NACHT, LRR and PYD domains-containing protein 12-like
Exons: 14
Coding region: 184-3966 (1260 amino acids)
Molecular function (GO): protein binding
Source: RefSeq, a predicted model, not a curated record
CACACACACACACACCAUUCACACUUGUUGCGGAAGUGAGCUGAAUUUAUUAAUUUUGUGCAAAAGUGGAAUUGAAAAUGCAAAUCCGUCUGUCGGAUGCUGUUAUUGAACACCGGUGACAAAACUCGUGUAGGGCUUUUUUGUGUAAAACUGUAUUUUUGCAAAUAAACGACAAAAGGCGGGAUGUUUCCAAACGAUGUGGUUUUGUACAGAAGUGAAAGUGUAUUAUAUCAGUGGUGGACCAUCAGGGACAUGAGUGAAGACUACGUAGAGUUGCAGUUUCUUCGUCUGAUGAUUGUUUUCUCUGUUUGGAUCUGGAAAAAGAGAUCAGUGAAUCGCACCAUCAGUUCUCAGCCCAUCACUGACACAUCCCCAGUCCAGUCUCCUGUCUCUCCAUCUGCUGGAUUCUCUGUUGUUGUGAAGGCUGAAAGUGGCAGUAUUGUUACGCUUCCUGCUCUCAUUAACAGCACAUUUUCAGAUCAUGUUGCCCUCGACAUCACAUGCAGCACUGCUUUAACUCAAGCACAAAUUGAAAAGGAAAAUUUGGACUUAUCUACAGAAGUUCUCCAGAAAUUUCUGGUGAGUCACAGAGCUGAAAUGAAGAAGAAAUGCGAGUGCAUUUUUGAGGGCAAAAAUAAAAAAAAAUUUCCUCUGAAGAAGGUCUACACACAGCUUUACAUCACCGAAGGAGAUUUCAAAGAAGUUAACAAGGAACAUGAGAUUAUGAAAAUCGACAAAGCCUCCAGUGUGCAAAAAUCUCAGGAAAAAACAAUCCACUGCAAUGAAAUUUUCAGCCUUCAGGGGGAAGAUGAAGAAAAUAGAGUUGUGCUCACCAAAGGAAUUGCAGGAAUUGGAAAAACGGUAUCAGUGCAGAAGUUUAUUCUUGAUUGGGCAGAAGGAGAAGCCAACCAAUCCAUAGACUGCAUUUUCCUCCUUCCAUUCAGAGAGAUUAAUUUGAUUAAGGAUGAAGAAUACAGUCUGCAUGAAUUACUGCAGGAAUUCCACCCUGAACUGGAAAAACUCAGUGAUACCCAUUUGUACAAAAAUCUCAAGUUUGCAUUCAUCUUCGAUGGGCUUGAUGAGAAUCGCCUUCCGUUGGACUUCAGUGUCCAUAUGGUGAGAAGCGAGCAGAAGAAAGCCUCUGUGAAUGCUCUCAUCACAAACCUUAUUGAAGGAAAUCUGCUUCCUUCUGCACUGGUCUGGAUCACCUCUCGACCAGCAGCAGCCAAUCAAAUCCCUUCACAGCAUGUGAGCUUGUAUACAGAAGUGCGAGGAUUCACUGACAAACAAAAGGAGGAGUAUUUUAAAAAGAGAAUAACAGAUGUGAAUCACGCCUCUAAAAUCAUCUCGCAGAUAAAGAAAUCUCGGAGCCUCUAUAUCAUGUGCCACAUCCCCAUCUUCUGCUGGAUCACUGCUACAGUGCUUCAGGAGAUGCUGGUGCAAAAUGGUGGUGAAGAAAUUCCCACUACUCUGACUGAAAUGUACAUCCACUUCCUGCUUAUACAGAUGAACAUUAAAAACCAGAAGUAUGAUGACAAAGAGGAGCGAGAUUUAAAGAAGCUUCUGACUAUGAACAGAGAAAUGAUCCUGAAGCUGGCCAAGCUGGCAUUUAAACAGCUGGAGAAGGGGAACAUCAUGUUCUAUGAAGAUGACCUGAUAGAGUGUGGUAUUGAAGUCGGUGUAGAUUCAGAGUACACUGGGAUGUGUGCUGAGAUCUUUAAGAAAGAAUCUGUGCUUUACGAGAAGAAGGUUUACUGUUUCAUACAUUUGAGCAUUCAGGAAUUUCUCGCCGCACUCCAUGUUUUUGACUCCUACCUCAACAAGAAUAUGAAUGAGUUACAAUUUUUUUUCAAUGAUUUCCCUUCUAUGAACACUCAGCUAGAUGUGUUGCUGAAGAACGCUGUUGAUAAAGCCAAAGAGAAUGACAAUGGACAUUUAGAUCUUUUUCUUAGAUUUCUUCUCGGCAUUUCACUUGAGUCCAAUCAGAAACUCCUGCAAGGCGUUCUUACACAAACAGUCGUAACCAAAAAGAGCAUUAGCAGAGUAAUCCAGUUCAUUAGACAAAAGCAGAACAAAGCUCCUGAUUUGUCCCCUGAGACAUCAAUCAAUCACUUCUUCUGUCUGAUGGAACUGAAAGACAGCUCCCUCUACAACCAAAUCAAGAAAUAUCUGUGUACAGACAACUUUCCAAAUAGAGAGCUUUCCUCAUCAAAUUGCUCAGCUCUGGCCUACUUGAUAUUAAUGACAGGGGACAUUUUGGAGGAACUCGACCCAAAAAAAUUCAACCCGUCCAUUUCAGCCUAUAGGAGACUCAUCCCUGCUGUGAGCUGCUUCAGAAAAGCUUGGCUUGCUGGUUGUGAGUUGACUGAAACAUGCUGGGAGACUGUGACUUCAGCUCUAGGGGCAGAAAGCUCGGUUCUGACAGAGCUGGACCUGAGCGACAAUUACAGGGUGGAGAAGGGAGCAAAGUUGCUUUCUGAUGGACUGAGGAGUUCACACUGUAAACUGGAGAUACUGAGACUAGCAAGAUGCCAUUUCUCCCAGAGCAGCUGUGCUGAACUCGCUUCAGCCCUCACAUCAAUUUCAUCUUCUCUGCGUGAACUGGACCUGAGCAACAAUGACCUGCAGGACACUGGACUGGAGCUGCUUUUUGCUGGACGGGAAAAUUUAUACUGUAAUUUGCAGAUUUUGAGGCUGAACUGGUGUAACCUCACAGAGAAGAGCUGCUCAUUCCUCUCCUCUCUUCUCAACACUUUAAGAGAGUUGGACCUUAAUAACAAUGACCUGCAGGAUUCAGGAGUGAAGCUCAUUUCUGAAGGACUCACCAAUGAACACUGCAAACUGCAGAUACUGAGACUAGCAAGAUGCCAUUUCUCCCAGAGCAGCUGUGCUGAACUCGCUUCAGCCCUCACAUCAAUUUCAUCUUCUCUGCGUGAACUGGACCUGAGCAACAAUGACCUGCAGGACACAGGACUGGAGCUGCUUUUUGCUGGACGGGAAAAUUUAUACUGUAAUUUGCAAAUUUUGAGGCUGAACUGCUGUAACCUCACAGAGAAGAGCUGCUCAUUCCUCUCCUCUCUUCUCAACACUUUAAGAGAGUUGGACCUUAAUAACAAUGACCUGCAGGAUUCAGGAGUGAAGCUCAUUUCUGAAGGACUCACCAAUGAACACUGCAAACUGCAGAUACUGAGGUUGCCUGGUUGUUUAGUGACAGAAGAAGGAUUUUCUUUACUGGCAUCUGCUCUGAGUUCAAACUCCUCACUAGUCCUGACAGAUCUCGAUCUGAGCUACAAUAACCCAGGAGAUAAAGGAGAAAAGCUGCUCUCUGAACUGCUGAAUAAUCAAAACAGCAAACUGAAGACACUCAAGAUGGAACCAAACAGUGAACGAUUUAUCAAAGCUGGGAUCAAAAAGUAUGCCUGUGAGCUCACGUUUAACCCAAACACGGCACACACACAACUGUGUCUGUCUGAGUCAAACAGGAAGGUCUCUUACACCUUCCAACAGCAGCAGUACCCAGAUCACCCAGAGAGAUUUCAGCUGUAUCAGCAGGUUCUGUGUAAUGAGAGUCUGAGCCAUCGCUGUUACUGGGAAGUCUGUUUGGAAGACUCAUUGCCCAAAAUUGGCAUCACAUAUCCUGAAAUUGAGAGGAAAUCAGAAGAACUUUUGCUGUGGAAUUCUCGCAUGAAGCUUGGGUCAAACUUGGUUUCCUGGGUGCUUUGGUGUGUAACCAACAGAUACUACAUUGCUAGGCACAAUACAAAGGACUUUACCAUAGACAUGCCAAACUCGAAGAGGAUUGGUGUGUAUCUGGACUGGCCUGCUGGAACUCUGUCUUUUUACAGCGUGUCGCCAGAUACACACACACUUAAACACAUACACACAUUCUACACAGUGUUUGAGAAGCCGGUGUAUCCGGGGUUCAGCGUGGAAAGCGGCUCUCUGACUUUGUGCCAGCUGGAUUAAUUGCCACAUAAAGGAGUGAAUGAUUUAAAAAUAAAUAAAUAAAUAAAACAUUGUAUAUUGUAUGUAUAUCUAAUCUUUUACAAAAAGUCUGGAAUUUGUGCCUUUAAUCAAUUGAAAUCAGCUUUGCUGAACAUUUAUAGAAAAAUGACGAUAGCCAUGCAGCUUUAUAGUUUUUAAAUCAUUUGUAGAAAUCUGAAGUAAAAAAAAAAAAGUUUUAUCUGUCAAUCUGGAAUAUUAAAAAAUGGAGUGCAGAGGUUUGGAAAAAGGUUAGACAAUGGGUUUUUUUCUUCUUUUCUAAUUAUUUCCUAAU